This is a messenger RNA of Capsicum annuum, 2922 nucleotides long. RefSeq names its product E3 ubiquitin-protein ligase ORTHRUS 2. Bases 598 to 2454 code for a protein of 618 amino acids. The record is from RefSeq and is a predicted model, not a curated record. Gene Ontology annotation, molecular function: ubiquitin protein ligase activity. The transcript is spliced from 10 exons. Gene Ontology annotation, biological process: protein ubiquitination; negative regulation of gene expression via chromosomal CpG island methylation. NCBI's taxonomy places the organism in Eukaryota, Viridiplantae, Streptophyta, Magnoliopsida, Solanales, Solanaceae.
UGAAACAACCAACUAUAGAUAUUCAUUUGGCAACUUGUCUAAAUAAAUAUUGUAAUAGAAAUUAUAAAAGUAUCUGUACAUUUUUAUUUAUUCAAUAAGAACCGAUCGCAUGUUAAAUAUGUCAGGCAUAUAUAUAUUACAAUUAUUUUCACUAGCAAUGAUAGAAGCCUUGAGAGUAGAGGGGGUAAAUGGCCCUCACAAACCUUCUGCCGAAACAAUUUGAUUUAUUUUCAAAAUUAUUUAUUGCUAAAAGACAAACAUCAAAAUUACAGCAAUCGUAUUUGUAAUAAGCUUCGAUUACAAAACAACGGUAAAAUCAAUCUCAUCCAUCCAUUUGGUUGAAAAAUGGUCAAACGAAAUCUCCUUUACAUUUUCAGCAAUGACAUUUAAGGUAAUCUAGUGAAAGUAUAAUGGGCUGACCUCAAACUUAAAUUUAAUUAUUCUUUCGUUCUCAAUCUCACCACUAUAUAUAGAGUCAGUCGUAACACUCUUUCUACAUAAAGUUUUCAAUUGUCAUUUCCGACAUUCUACCGAAAGUAUAGUGUCAUCGUCAUCUCUUGUUUAUUUUUUUCGUCUUUGAUUAAUCUAGCUGCUCCAAUGGCGUCCAUCAAUUCCCUCCCGAUUGACGGUGAAGGCGUUUGCAUGCUAUGUAAGAAAACACCAUUACAAGAAAAAAUAGUCACCUGCAUCACGUGUGUCACGCCAUGGCAUAGGGAUUGCAUGGAAAAUCCGCCUGUUACAUUACCGUCCUUUGUUAACUUUGAGUGCCCGGACUGUGCCGGGACAGGUCUCGAAGGGGUGACAGUACCGCCUCCUAUCUCUGUGGGCGGAGAUCUAGUGGUGAAGAUUCGGGAGAUUGAGGCGGAUACCUCGAUGACGGAAAAGGAGAAGGCGAGGAGGAGACGAGAGAUAGUAAGUGGAAAACAAAUUUGGAUUAAUGAGAAUGAAGAAGAUGAGGGUGAAGAAAAAGACGUGUUGUCUGUACUUGGUGAAAGCAUCAAAUGCCCCUUUUGCUAUAUGCUUUUAGAUAGGCCUGUCACGAUGUCAUGUGGCCAUAACUUCUGUUUGAAGUGCUUCAAGAAAUGGAUUGGACAAGGCAAGGAUACAUGUGUCAAGUGCCGCAGCCAAAUUAAUCGCCAAAUGAUUGAUCAACCGCGUAUAAACUUGGUAUUAGUGACUGCUAUAAGACUUGUGAAGGAGUCUAGAAAAAAUGUUGCCCUUAGAAGGCCUCAAACAGCCUAUCCUCAGGUGAAUCAAGAAGAUCGCCCUGAUAACCCGUUUAUUAGGGAAGGAGCAGCUAAAAAAGCUGGAAUGGCUAAUGCAUCAAGUGGGAGGAUAUUUGUGACCAUCCCUACGGAUCAUUUCGGGCCAAUAUUGGCGGAGAAUGAUCCGGAGAGAAAUCAAGGUGUUUUGGUUGGGGAAUCGUGGACACAUCGCUUGAAUUGCAGGCAAUGGGGUGUGCAUUGGCCCCAUGUCGCUGGAAUUGCAGGACAAGCAAAAUAUGGUGCACAAUCUGUGGUGCUCUCAGGAGGCUAUGAAGAUGAUGAGGACCAUGGAGAAUGGUUUCUUUACACAGGAAGUGGGGGAAGAGAUCUAAGUGGCAACAAAAGAACGAAUAAGGAUCAAUCAUUUACCAAUUCCAACGAAGCUUUGCGAGUCAGCUGCAAACAAGGGUAUCCAGUUCGUGUUGUUAGAUCCCACAAAGAAAAGCGUUCAUCCUAUGCCCCACAGGAUGGUCUUCGUUAUGAUGGUGUGUACAGGAUAGAGAAAUGUUGGAGAAAAUUGGGGAUACAAGGGUACAAGGUGUGUAGGUAUUUAUUUGUGAGAUGUGAUAAUGAACCUGCACCGUGGACGAGUGAUGAGCAUGGGGAUAAACCUCGUCCCUUGCCAGAAAUUCCUGAACUUGAAGAGGCACUUGGCAUUUUUGAGAGGGCCCACACUUCUUCAUGGGAUUACGACGAGGAAGAAGGUCGGUGGAAAUGGAAGAAACCACCGCCCCCAAGCCAACAGAGAGUAAUUGGAGCAAGUUUGAAGGAUGGGAAGAGAACAAAGAAGACACCAAGAAAAUCUCAAGAAACAUCUGUGAAGGGGACACUUUUAAAAGGUUUCUGCUGUGUACUUUGCAAGAAUAUUUUAACUCUCCCAAUGACCACACCUUGCGCUCACAACUUCUGUAAAGCUUGCCUUGAGGAAGCAUUUAAAGGAAAAGCGUUUAUAAAGGAAAGAAAAUGCCAUAAUGGGCGAAAACUUCGCUCACAGAAGAAUUUCAUGAAAUGCCCCACGUGCCCACUUGACAUCUCUGAGUUUUUGCAGAAUCCUCAGGUUAAUAGAGAGCUGGAGGAUGCCAUAGGGAGACUACGGGAAGAGUUUUAUGAAAGUGACAAUAAUAAAGAAGAUGCAAAUGAAGAGGUUAUUGAAGAGGAUGAGAAACCUUCAAAUGAUAAUAAGCUUUGAAGAACGCACAAGAAAAAGAAAAUAGACGUUGGCGAUAACUCAACAAAUAUUGAUGGUAAUUAGGUGACGUCCAUUGUGGACACGGACAAUUUAUAGGCUCCUGAAGAGAGGAGGUUAGGAAGUGAAUUUUCUGCGGUUAUCUCUUUUGAGACAGUUAUUUAGUAAAUGAUAUUUGUUUAGUUUGUCUUACAACUUUUGGACCUUUUAGACCAUGGUCUAAAUAAAUUGAAAAUCUUAAGAGAAAAGUUAGACCGCGGUCUAAAAUUUUUUAAGUUACUUCAUGUGAUAGAUGAUAGUAUAAUGUUUUAUACAUGUGAUCGACGAUACCAGUUGGCCAUGGAAAGAGAUCCGGAGAACUGAAGCUCCUUCAAAGGUAAUGUUACCUUUGUUAAAAAAAAAAAAAGCUCCUUCAAAGGUAGCUUGUUUUGGUUGGAUUGCAGCAUGGGAGCUUGCCUAACUCAGGAUAAU